AUGAAUUACUGUUGGUGUAAAGUCAGUUACUGUUGGUGUGAAGUCAGUUACUGUUGGUGUAAAGUCAGUUACUGUUGGUGUGAAGUCAGUUACUGUUGGUGUGAAGACAGUUACUGUUGGUGUGAAGACAGUUACUGUUGGUGUGAAGUCAGUUACUGUUGGUGUGAAGUCAGUUACUGUUGGUGUGAAGAGAGUUACUGUUGGUGUGAAGUCAGUUACUGUUGGUGUGAAGUCAGUUACUGUUGGUGUGAAGAGAGUUACUGUUGGUGUGAAGUCAGUUACUGUUGGUGUGAAGUCAGUUACUGUUGGUGUGAAGUCAGUUACUGUUGGUGUGAAGACAGUUACUGUUGGUGUGAAGACAGUUACUGUUGGUGUGAAGACAGUUACUGUUGGUGUGAAGACAGUUACUGUUGGUGUGAAGUCAGUUACUGUUGGUGUGAAGACAGUUACUGUUGGUGUGAAGUCAGUUACUGUUGGUGUGAAGACAGAUACUGUUGGUGUGAAGUCAGUUACUGUUGGUGUGAAGACAGAUACUGUUGGUGUGAAGACAGUUACUGUUGGUGUGAAGUCAGUUACUGUUGGUGUGAAGACAGUUACUGUUGGUGUGAAGUCAGUUACUGUUGGUGUGAAGACAGAUACUGUUGGUGUGAAGACAGUUACUGUUGGUGUGAAGUCAGUUACUGUUGGUGUGAAGACAGUUACUGUUGGUGUGAAGUCAGUUACUGUUGGUGUGAAGACAGUUACUGUUGGUGUGAAGUCAGUUACUGUUGUGAGCUUUGUGUCCUGUUCGCAGACAUCCAUGAGGAGGGCGGUCCGCGGCCCGUCAUGGUGUACGUGCAUGGAGCCUCCUACACUGACGGCACAGGCAACAUGAUGGACGGGAGUGUGCUGGCCAGCUACGGCAACGUCAUCGUGGUCACACUCAACUACCGCCUCGGAGUGCUGGCCGAGUUUAGCCGCUAA
This is a messenger RNA of Knipowitschia caucasica, 963 nucleotides long. The record is from the annotation of a GenBank genome assembly. NCBI's taxonomy places the organism in Eukaryota, Metazoa, Chordata, Actinopteri, Gobiiformes, Gobiidae.